Lolium rigidum is the source of this 1775-nucleotide messenger RNA. Its product is annotated as AAA-ATPase At3g50940-like. The record is from RefSeq and is a predicted model, not a curated record. Lineage: Eukaryota; Viridiplantae; Streptophyta; Magnoliopsida; Poales; Poaceae. Gene Ontology annotation, molecular function: ATP hydrolysis activity; ATP binding. The coding region runs from base 1 to 1533 and encodes 510 amino acids. The transcript is spliced from 2 exons.
AUGGACCUCUUACCAUCCAGCGCGGGUGCCUAUGGCGGAAAGGCGACGGAGGCGUACAGGAAGGCGCUGAGCUCGGCGGCCUCCGCGGCCGCGUACGCCGUGCUGGCGCGGAGCAUGGCACGGGAGCUCCUCCCCGAAGAGCUGCGCGCCGCGGUGCGCUGGGGCGCGUCCCUGCUCCGCGCACGGUUCGGCUUCGGCGCCAAGGAGUGGCGCACGCUCGUGGUGCGGAGCCAGACCGGCGGCGGCAGCGGUCGCGAGGAGAAUCUCCUGUUCGACGCAGCGCGGACGUACCUGUCCACCAGGCUCGAUCCGCGCGCCAUGCGCCGUCUCGGGCUCACGCUCUGCGCGGCCAGGGACGAAGCCGGCCUGAGAAGCUGGACGAAGCGCCUGUUCCUCGAGCCCGGGGACUCCACCGUCGACGUCUUCGACGGCGUCGAGUUCACGUGGACGUCCGUCGAGAAGAGCAACGGCGGAGGAGGAGGAAAGAAGUGUGCAGGUAACGGGGAGUCCGGCAUCGGCGGCGACCGCGAGUUCGUGCUGAUGCUCAGCUUCGACGCGGAGCACACGGACAUGGCCAUGGAGAGGUACGUGCCCUUCGUCAUGACCUCGGCCGAGGAGACGAGGCAACGGGAGCGAUCGCUCAGGAUCUGCCUCAACGAGGGGCGGAAGUGGUUCAGCCUGAAGCACCACCACCCCGCCACCUUCGCAACGCUUGCCAUGGACCCGACGCUCAAGCAGUCCAUCGUCGCCGACCUCGACCUGUUCGCCAACCGGAGGGACCACUACCGGCGGAUCGGCAAGGCGUGGAAGCGCGGCUACCUCCUCUACGGUCCGCCCGGCACAGGCAAGUCCAGCAUGGUCGCCGCCAUGGCCAACCACCUCCGCUACGACAUCUACGACCUCGACCUCUCCCACGUGCAUAGCUCCAUGCUGCAGUGGCUGCUCAUCACCAUGUCCGACAAGUCCAUCCUCGUCAUCGAGGACAUCGACUGCUGCUGCGAUGCCAUGUCGAGGGCGGUGGACGGCAAGGAGAGCAAGACACCGGCGCUGAUUGGCGACAAAGAUGGCGGUGUCUCGUCAGACAUCAUGGAAAUUCCACCGCCGCGCGCGCGCAAUACUGAGAUUACCCUAUCCAGUCUGCUCAACUUCAUCGACGGGCUGUGGUCGACGAGCGGCGAGGAGCGCAUCAUCGUCCUCACCACCAACUACAAGGAACGCCUGGACCCGGCGCUGCUGCGGCCGGGGCGCAUGGACAUGCACAUCUACAUGGGCUUCUGCUGCUGGGAGGCGUUCAAGACGCUCGCCCGGAACUACUUCGUCGUCGACGACCACCCCCUGUUCCCGGAGAUACAGGAACUGCUUGCGGCGGUGCAGGUGACGCCGGCCGAGGUAUCCGAGAUGCUGCUGAGGACCAAUGACCCCGACGUCGCGCUCCGAGGUCUCACAGAGUUCCUCAAAGAGAAGAAGCAGGAACAGAGUAAGAUGCAGAGUACGGAUGAAGAUAAGCUCCAGGGAAAGCAUGAAGUCAAGUAACUCAAUUAGCUCACAUCAAGAACUAGGUAGUCUCGGAACGAGAUGAUCUGACUAUUGCCUCUUGGUUUGCAAAUGUCUUGCAGUCACAUUGUCACGUUGCUGCAAGACUAUUAGUUGUCACAAUGCUCUUUUGAUCGUUUUCUGAUUGUAGUGUCACGCAGGGUCGCACGCAAUUUGGGGAUUGCCUAGUUCAUUACAACUUCUCCUGAUGCUUUAGCUUGGUAUCUGAUUUGACUCUUGUC